Thlaspi arvense is the source of this 903-nucleotide messenger RNA. NCBI's taxonomy places the organism in Eukaryota, Viridiplantae, Streptophyta, Magnoliopsida, Brassicales, Brassicaceae. The record is from the annotation of a GenBank genome assembly.
AUGGGUGACACCACCAAGGAGGUUGGCUCCGGCUCUAGCCUAAAAGCGGUGCGUAAGGGAAAGCGAGCGUAUUUUUUUAGAAAAUGGACACGGGUCGAUGUAUUGAGAGCUUCGGCUGUUGGGGCCGUGCAUCUGUUGUGUGUCUUGGCUCCUUUUAACUACAAAUGGGAAGCUCUCCUGUUCGGUGUGAUUCUCGCCGUGGUGACUAACCUCAGCAUUACGUUCUCGUACCAUAGAAACUUGACUCACCGGAGCUUUAAGCUACCUAAAUGGCUUGAAUAUCCAUUCGCUUACUCUGCCCUUUUCGCUCUUCAGGGUCAUCCAAUAGAUUGGGUGAGCACACAUAGGUUCCACCACCAGUUCACAGAUUCGGACCGUGACCCACAUAGCCCUAUGGAAGGGUUCUGGUUCAGUCAUGUCUUGUGGAUAUUCGACACCAGUUACAUCAGAGAAAAGUGUGGAAAACGUAACAACGUGAUGGACUUGAAGCAACAAUGGUUCUAUAGGUUUCUUCAACACACAAUUGGUCUCCACAUCUUAACUUUCUGGACCCUCGUCUAUUACCUGGGUGGUCUACCUUACCUAACUUGCGGCGUGGGUGUUGGAGGAGUAAUCGGUUACCACGGGACAUGGCUCAUAAAUUCAGCAUGCCAUAUUUGGGGCUCACAGGCAUGGAACAGCAAGGACACCUCUCGUAACGUUUGGUGGCUAGGGCUGUUCACGAUGGGAGAGAGCUGGCAUAACAACCACCAUGCCUUUGAGGCGUCGGCUAGGCACGGACUAGAAUGGUAUCAGGUGGACAUAACUUGGUACCUCAUUCGCUUUUUCCAGGCUCUCGGUUUAGCCACCGAUGUCAAACUGCCUUCCGAUGCUCAGAAACGCAAGAUGGCUUUCCCUCGCUAA